Sardina pilchardus (European sardine) is the source of this 1599-nucleotide messenger RNA. Its product is annotated as beta-1,4 N-acetylgalactosaminyltransferase 2-like. The record is from RefSeq and is a predicted model, not a curated record. The transcript has 8 exons. The coding region runs from base 159 to 1133 and encodes 324 amino acids. Gene Ontology annotation, biological process: UDP-N-acetylglucosamine metabolic process; UDP-N-acetylgalactosamine metabolic process. NCBI's taxonomy places the organism in Eukaryota, Metazoa, Chordata, Actinopteri, Clupeiformes, Clupeidae. Gene Ontology annotation, molecular function: acetylgalactosaminyltransferase activity.
UAGAUGUAGUGCUCAUCAGUCCAUCAAAUUCACCCCUCCAAUACCCUUCCCAUGGAUUCACUGUGGACCCUUUGAAGAAGACUUCCAUACCUGGGUUGGCUGUGAAUGCUUCUGGAAGAGAAGUUUAUAAGGUGUCUCUCCAUGCGUCCCAUGGCGUGAUGGCGGUGGACAAGGUUCCACAGGGACAGGAAGUGAGGGGGCAGAAUCAGAACAUGCUCAAUAUCACCGCCACUAGUAUAGAAGACCUGAAUGACCUCCUGGCACACAUUACCUACACCAGUGAAGUGUACCUCUUAAAAGCAGGCGAUCUGGUGCACUUCACCUUUGAGGACCAUGAGGUCAUCUUCCCGAUCACAAUCAAGAAGCCUACACUUCCUGUUCUAUAUGACCUGGGUGAAGACAUUAAUUCUCAAGUGACCAUCACCGUGAAGACAUUCUUAAGAUACGAAGAGCUGAGGGUCUUGAUCAAAAGCAUCAGGGAAAGAUACCCAGAUAUUCGAAUCAUCAUUGCAGAUGACAGCCUGAACACAGAAAAAGUGGAGGGUCACAACAUUGACCAGUACAUCAUGCCCCCAGCUCAGGGCUGGUUUGCUGGACGGAACCUAGCCGUCUCUCAGGUCACAACCAAGUACUUCCUGUGGGUGGACGAUGACUUCCAAUUCACGCACGAGACCAAAAUUGAGAAGUUUGUGGAGAUCAUGGAGUCUAUGCCAGAGCUGGAUGUGCUGGGCGGGUCUGUUGGCUCGAACCGCUUCUACUUCACUCUGAAGCAUGAGGAGGGGGCGUAUGGGGAAGGUGGAUGUCUGUCUCGUCUGACCAAGCCCCACAGACAGCUGCCUGGGUUUAAGGACUGCGUGCUAGUGGACGGCGUGGUCAACUUCUUCCUGGCCAGGACAGACACCGUCCGCAGUGUGGGGUUUGAUCCCAAGCUGAGAAGAGUGGCCCACUCUGAGUUCUUCAUGGAUGGCCUGGGACGUUUGCUGGUGGCCUCCUGCCCUAUGAUGGUUAUUGGACACCAGCCAAGGCAAGACCACUCAGACUACACAAAGUUCCGGUACCCAGGGGAAGAAGACGUAAAUUUUAAACUGCGCCUGCAUUACUUUAAAAAUCAUCUGAAGUGUGUUGCAUAUUGAAUAAAGGAUAAUACCUUUUCACAUCAGAUCAAGAAUCAAUUAUGUUUGUUUGUAUUUUAUGAACUCUUCAGUUUGGGUUUGUACACUAUUUCUCUAUAUGAAGAAUGUGCCCUAUUGAAUAGCAAAGUUGAUAAUCCAUCAAUAGAAUAUUCAGUCUUAAGGCCUGUUCACACCAAGAACGAUAACGAUAACUAUAAACAAAUAUCGCUCUCGUUAAUAUGAAUGACAACGUUCACACAUAAACUAUAACGAUAAAGACAUGAAGAACGAUGUCGUUGUUGAUCACUUUCAGGGCGAUUCAGAGCGAUAAAAAGCACCCAUAAUAUUCUAGCCAUCACAUUCAUUAACACGCGGAGAGACUUUUCGUUGGCCAGAUCGUUGGCCAGUGCGGAAGGUUUUAUCGUUAUGGUUAUAGUUAUCGUUAUCUUUCUUGGUGUGAACAGCCCUUUAAAUUGAGGUUUUUGGC